UAUCCUUGGGGCAACAAAAACAUCAAGUGGCGUGGCUUUCAUGUUGGUCAUCCCUACACUCUCGGUCAUAUCAAUCCCCUCGUCCGCCACAGUCCAAAAGUCAAACGUGUGCAACAAGUUGGCCAACACAAAGUUCAUCAUCUGCAAGGCGAAGUUGAAACCCGGGCAUAUCCUCCUGCCCGCGCCAAAUGGGAUGAACUCGAAAUCUUGGCCCCGAAUGUCCAAAUGGUUAAACCUCUCGGGCUUGAACUCCAACACAUCGGGCCCCCAUACUUGUGGGUCCCGAUGCAAUUUCCAUAUGUUGACCAUGAGCCAUGUCCCUCUAGGGAUAUGGUAGCCUCUGACGCUACAGUCCUUGGAAAACUCACGUGGGCUGCCAAGUGGGCCUGCAGGUACCUCGCAAGUAGCUUUGAUGAUGGUAUCAUCAUCAUAUUCACUAUGAAGUCGUCGACCACCUCUCGUAACAGAUACCAUGACAUCCAUAAAAUCCCGCGGCCUAUCAUCCUCACCAGAACACUCUUUCUCCCUAUGUUCCGCGAGCCAUUCACCUACAAUCCCAUCCAACUCCUUCGCAUUUUCCUUCAUCCUCUUCUCGUGCCCACCAAUAUCCAGCCACGCCAGAUAAGGCAGCGCAUCAGCGGCAACAAACAUCCCCGCCAGCUCAAAAAAAUCCCUCAUCACCCGCUUACACUUCCCCGUCUCAUCCUUAAAACGCUUCCCAGCAACUAUCCCGAGCACCACGUUCAGAUUCAAAUCUCCAAACCACUUUUUCAUGUCCACCAAAGCCCUUCCCGACCGAAACAGCUCGUCCACGGAUCGAGCCGUCUCGGACACGCGCACGAGCUCGACCGAGACGAGUUUUCGCAUCUUCCGCCAGAAAGGGCCGUACGGGGAAUAUGCGAACAUGGCGUAGUCGUGGCUCAGGUGCUUGCUUGCCCGGAGCUUCGGGCGGGACGAGACUGCCACGUCGCAGGUUGUGAACACGUGCUUGGCAAGCUCCCAGCUGCUGAUGACCACGGCCCGUUUAAGUCCCAGACGGAUAGUGAAGAUUGGGCCGUGGCUGCGAGUUUGAAGUGGGGGAGGCCGCCAGCAGGGGACAUCAAGUGGAGAUGGCCCGUCAAGAGCCUUGCCCCGCCGGCUUCUGGUGGAGAUUUGUGUGUGGUGGUUGAUCUUGACCAGCUCAGGCCGCCAGCAGGGGACAUCAAGUGGAGAUGGCCCGUCAAGAGCCUUGCCCCGCCGGCUUCUGGUGGAGAUUUGUGUGUGGUGGUUGAUCUUGACCAGCCCAGGAUGUACUUUUGGCAAGUAUUCUCCCAGCCGUUUCUCCCCUCUUUAGUGCUCGGCUCCUCCCAAUCGAACCGUCGGUCGCUGGGACACUCUACUAUGAUCAUCAACCCCUCUGCACGAGGUCGCGUGAAAUCCUUUCACCAUCGCCUCGUUCUUCUCGACAGACCACCUCGCCACAGCUGCUUCACGCCAUUAAACUGUUGGGUCACUCCGCCGUGUCGCGACGUCCAUUUCCAUCACCUCCGUUCGAGCGAGCAAGUGGUGCAGCCCCGCCUUCAUCAGCCG
This is a messenger RNA of Striga asiatica, 1569 nucleotides long. The record is from the annotation of a GenBank genome assembly. Lineage: Eukaryota; Viridiplantae; Streptophyta; Magnoliopsida; Lamiales; Orobanchaceae.